Messenger RNA from Xenopus tropicalis (tropical clawed frog), 5632 nucleotides. RefSeq names its product peptidase domain containing associated with muscle regeneration 1 (gene pamr1). Gene Ontology annotation, cellular component: extracellular region. The record is from RefSeq and is marked validated. Gene Ontology annotation, molecular function: calcium ion binding. NCBI's taxonomy places the organism in Eukaryota, Metazoa, Chordata, Amphibia, Anura, Pipidae.
CGCCAGGUCAGAGCGGAGCUGUUGGAUGCAUUGGGCUGCGGCGCUGGGGAAGGCAGGGGGAUUAUCCGCGCUGUACCUGCGGAAUAUUCCGCCAUUCCCACAUCACUUCUUUUUGGUGGCUGGAAUAAUCCAUUACUCAUUGGGGCCCCUUGCCCCCCCCCUCCAGGAACUUCAUCACCUUCCUCUGCUCCCUGGAGCCCACCAAUAGUUAACCCGGCUGAGGGAUAUUGGGGUGACGUAGGGAAGAAGAACCCCCCUCAAAAGAAACAUUAUCCUUGAGGUUGUCACUGUGUAACCUGAGACUGUAGUGAGUCGGGUAAAGCAGUGAUUAUGCACCCAAGUGCUCUGUGGACCGAGGACCCGGGAUGCUGAGGGACAACAUGGCUCUGCUAGUCUGGUCCAGCUUGGUGGUGGCAUCUCUGCACCUCCUUGGCACCGCUGCCUACCCCAGCCGAUCAAAAUACACUGUCAUUAAUGAGAACUGUCCGGGGGCUGAAUGGAACAUCAUGUGCCGAGACUGCUGUGAGUAUGACCAGGUGGAGUGCGCGUGUCCCGACGGGAACCAGAAAGUGGGGUACACGAUCCCCUGCUGCCGCAACGAGGAGAAUGAAUGCGACUCCUGCCUCAUUCACCCAGGAUGCUCCAUCUUUGAGAACUGCAAGUCGUGCAACAAUGGCUCAUGGGGAGGGACCCUGGACGACUUCUACAUAAAGGGGAGUUACUGCUCCGAGUGCCGUAUGGGCUGGUAUGGGGGCGACUGCAUGAGAUGCGGAGAGGUGAUCCAGGCGGCGCGGGGGGAGAUCAUGCUGGAGAGUUACCCCUUUAAUGCCCGCUGUGAGUGGAGCAUCCAGGUGGCACCGGGAUACACAGUGGAGCUCAGGUUUGGGAUGCUGAGCCUGGAGUUCGAUUACAUGUGUCAGUACGAUUAUUUGGAGGUGCGCGACGGGGACAACGUGGACGCAAAGAUCCUCAAGCGUUUCUGUGGCAACCAGCGCCCCCUCUCACUGCGCAGCACUGGGAAUUCCCUGCACCUCCUCUUCCAGUCGGACGGGUCCAAAAACUUUGAUGGCUUCUACGUCACCUUUGAAGAAGUUACAGGGUGUUCUUCAACGCCUUGUUUCCAUGACGGUACUUGCAUUGCCGACAAGACAGGAUCCUAUAGGUGUGCGUGCCUCGCUGGGUACACGGGGAGACACUGUGAAAAUGUUAUUGAAGAGAAAAGCUGCAAGGACCCCGGGGCCCCUAUGAAUGGCUACAGGAAGCUCCCCGAUGGGGCCGGUCUGAGCCUCGCUAACCAUAUAAAAGUCGGAUUCAAGAUCCACUAUUUCUGCAACAACUCCUAUGUUCUCAGCGGCAACCAGGAGAGGGCGUGCUUGCAAGGGGCUCAGUGGUCUGGGAAGCAACCCGUGUGCAUUAAAGCUUGUAAGGAACCAAAGGUUGCAGACCUGGUCCGACAGAAAGUGCUUCCAUCGCUGGUCCAAUCACGAGAAACCCCUCUCCACCAGUUAUACUCAGCUUCAUUCACUAAGGAAAAGACAGAUAUCUUGCCAACCAAGAAACCAGCCUUACCUCCUGGAGAACUGCCUCCCGGCUACCAACAUCUGCACACCCAGCUGCAGUACGACUGCGUAUCUCCCUUCUACCGGCGCACUGGGAGCAGCAGGAGAACCUGCCUGAAGACUGGGAAGUGGAGUGGAAGAGCACCAUCUUGCACCCCUAUCUGCGGGAAGCUGGAGAGCUUCAACAUAACCCAGUUAGUAGAACAGAGGUGGCCUUGGCAGGCAGCACUGUACCGCAGAUCUAAUGGGGUGAAGGAUGCCAGCCUGCGGAAGGGCAGCUGGGUAUUGGUUUGCAGUGGCGCCCUACUGAAUGAGCGCACAGUGGUGAUGGCGGCACACUGCGUAACCGACCUCGGGAAGAGCUCAAUCAUCAAGGUGUCCGACAUGAAAGUUGUACUGGGUAAAUUCUACAGAGAUGACGACCGCGAGGAAAAGAGCCAGCAGCACUUGCACAUCUCAGCAGUGAUUGUGAAUCCAAACUAUGACCCCAUCUUGCUGGAUUCCGACAUUGCGGUGAUCAAGCUGUUGGACAAGGCUCGAGUGAGUGACUAUGUGCAGCCCGUGUGUCUCACCUUAGCCACCGAGAUGAUCACAUCUCCUCAAGAAUACACCAUUGUUAUCAGCGGGUGGAAGAUCCUUUCUGACCCCAGGGCCCCCGGUUCUAAGAAUGAGACCAUCCGGGCUGGGGCCAUUGAACCAGUGGACUCUCUGCAGUGCGAGCAACAGUAUGAGGAGAAUGGCAUCUCCGUUAGCGUCACGGAAAGCAUGUUCUGUGCAAAGCAGGAACCAAGACCUUCUCCCGGUAUUUGCCCUUCAGAGACCGGUGGCAUCACCACUGUGCUGCUUCCAAGUCCAACAUCUCCAGAGGGCAGCUGGCACCUAAUAGGACUAGUAAGCUGGGGCUACGACAAGUCUUGUAGAAAGGAUCUCUACACGGGUUACACUAAGGUAGUCACCUUUAAAGAAUGGCUGGAGAAGAACAUGAAGUGAACUCGGAGUGGGGCAGAAUAUGUCCAACCUUCAAACUGACUUUAACAAAACUUUACAUUUCAUUGUAUGAUUGGUCAGUUAGAGAGACUUAUAGAACAGUAGGUUGCCUCCUUUCAUCUGAACCUCUUGGCCUUCAGAACUGUCCCUUUUGAACUUUGUGUCCUAAGCCCAUAGGCAUUACCCUCUAGAAACAUCUCCUUGGGUAAAUGACUGCAGCCCCUUCAAGAACUUAAAGAAAGUUAAAGAACUCUGCUUCUCUGUAGGUCUUUCUCCUUUGUACUCUCCACAGUCAGGUGAGGGAGCGGCUGUUUCCUUUUGGAGUACAAUGUGUAUUGGAAUAAUGGGAUACUUUAUCAUGGAUGGACUGAUCUGCUAGAGUUGGGCCCAGGUGCUUAGGUGGUCCCUCAGUGUCAGGUUCUCUGGUGGUCCCUCAAUGUCAGGUUCUCUGGUGGUCCCUCAAUGUCAGGUUCUCUGGUGGUCCCUCAAUGUCAGGUUCUCUGGUGGUCCCUCAAUGUCAGGUUCUCUGGUGGUCCCUUAGUUUCAGGUUCUCUGGUGGUCCCUCAAUGUCAGGUUCUCUGGUGGUCCCUCAAUGUCAGAUUUUCUGGUGGUCCCUCAAUGUCAGGUUCUCUGGUGGUCCCUCAAUGUCAGGUUUUCUGGUGGUCCCUUCAUGUCAGGUUCUCUGGUGGUCCCUUAAUGUCAGGUUCUCUGAUGGUCCCUCAAUGUCAGGUUCUCUGGUGGCCCGUCAAUAUCAGGUUCCCAUAUAGUCUUCAGUGUCAGGUUCUCUGAUGGUCCCUUAAUGUCAGGUUCUCUGGUGGUCCCUCAAUGUCAGGUUCUGUGGUGGUCCCUUAAUGUCAGGUUCUCUGGUGGUCCCUUAAUGUCAGUUUCUCUGGUGGCCCAUCAAUGUCAGGUUCUCAUAUGGUCCUCAGUGUCAGGUUCCCAUAUAGUCUUCAAUGCCAGGUUCUCUGGUGGUCCAUCAAUGUCAGGUUCUCAUAUGGUCCUCAGUGUCAGGUUCCCAUAUAGUCUUCAAUGUCAGGUUUUCUGGUGGUCCCUCAAUGUCAGGUUCUCUGGUGGUCCCUUAAUGUCAGUUUCUCUGGUGGCCCAUCAAUGUCAGGUUCUCAUAUGGUCCUCAGUGUCAGGUUCCCAUAUAGUCUUCAAUGCCAGGUUCUCUGGUGGUCCAUCAAUGUCAGGUUCUCAUAUGGUCCUCAGUGUCAGGUUCCCAUAUAGUCUUCAAUGUCAGGUUCUGUGGUGGUCCCUUAAUGUCAGGUUCUCUGGUGGUCCCUUAAUGUCAGUUUCUCUGGCGGCCCAUCAAUGUCAGGUUCUCAUAUGGUCCUCAGUGUCAGGUUCCCAUAUAGUCUUCAAUGCCAGGUUCUCUGGUGGUCCAUCAAUGUCAGGUUCUCAUAUGGUCCUCAGUGUCAGGUUCCCAUAUAGUCUUCAAUGUCAGGUUCUGUGGUGGUCCCUUAAUGUCAGGUUCUCUGGUGGUCCCUUAAUGUCAGUUUCUCUGGCGGCCCAUCAAUGUCAGGUUCUCAUAUGGUCCUCAGUGUCAGGUUCCCAUAUAGUCUUCAAUGCCAGGUUCUCUGGUGGUCCAUCAAUGUCAGGUUCUCAUAAGGUCCUCAGUGUCAGGUUCCCAUAUAGUCUUCAAUGUCAGGUUUUCUGGUGGUCCCUCAAUGUCAGGUUCUCUGGUGGCCCAUCAAUGUCAGGUUCCCAUAUAGUCUUCAGUAUCAGGUUCUCUGGUGGUCCAUCAAUGUCAGGUUCUCAUAUGGUCCUCAGUGUCAGGUUCCCAGAUAGUCUUCAAUGUCAGGUUCUCUGGUGGUCCCUCAAUGUCAGGUUCUCUGGUGAGCCAGUGGAGGCCUGGUCUGAUGCUGUCAUUACAUGGUACAACCUGUAACCUUGUUGCAGCAUUUGAGGCAAUGAAUAUCUCUUUAUUUUAUCUGUCCAUUAAAGUCUACUUUUAAUUAAGCAGUCAGUGCUUUCAUACAUAAUGAACACAGACCAAUGACCCCUGUAGGUAGUUGUAGUUUGUGUGGAGGGUACAAGAUGCGGAAUGAUUCAAAGUUGUGCUAGUGUACAUGGAGCUUUGCUCCUUAAAUAUCAAGCAACAGCGCCACCUGCUGUUCAUUUCAGCCAACUGGAGACACACAGCAGAAAAUUAAGGUAGUGAGGUAAGGAAAGUCUUGCCAUGGUGCUCUAUGAAUGAAGUUAGUGAGCAGAGAAGAGUCAUCUGAUGUUCAGAUUUAAGUUGAGCAACAGGGUUUCCUUUUCUCGCCAAUUUAAUUUGCUGGUCCCGUUAUGAAUUAAUUUGCUGUGAAAUUUAUAUCAGCCGUGGGUGGGGGCCCAAAUGAAGCAGAUCAGACAUUGGCUCUAGGCUGUUCCAGCAGGAACCAAUCCCUUUGUGGGUUGCAGGGCUCUGGGAAAAGAGGUGUGGGGGGGGUUAAUGAGACUACUUUACUAUGUACCCCCAGGCUCUCUCCAGAGAAACUAAUGACUCCUUCUGAGCUAAACAAUACAAUCUAAUAGCAGCCGGGCUGUGGGGUAGUGACUGGGUAUAUGGUCUAUAUGUCAACGCAGAGUACAGCGAUAUAGAUCAGUGCCGAGUAUGACUGCUAGCUGGAAAGGCUUCAGUGCGGGAUGAAUGUUCUAUAGUGUUCUGGGCUUCUCUAGCAUUCUGGACUGACUGCCUACUGAUUGGUGGAGGCUCUUCUAAUUAACAGGCUAAAAGCAUUAUGAAAUGUGCUGCAUUGUACUGCUGGGGUCCUGGGUUCGAUCCCAGCCAGGGCACUAUCUACAAGGAAUUUGUAUGUUAUCCCCGUGUCUGUGUGGGUUUCCUCCCACUAGGGAAUGUGUAUAUCUGUAAGGGACCCAAAACUGUAAGCUCCACUGUGGCAGGGGCUGAUGGGAAUUAUGGGAAAUCACUGUAAAGCAAUGUGCAAUCAGGUGGCGCUAUAUAAAUAAAUAGACUUAUGGGAAAAAAUGAUUAUUAAAAUCACGUGGUAACUCAAAUGACCACAAGGUGGCAGUAUGAUCAAAUAUAUGGAUUUCAUUCUCAUUAAUCUGCAGUAAAUUGUCUCAAUGAUGUACAAAUGUAA